AUGGCCCCUAAAUACACUCCUCCUCCUACACCAUCACCACCUGCUUCCUGUUACGCUAUGAGUGACGACGAGGAGGAUGAAUACAAUACCAUCGCCCAGGCGUCCUCGAGGAGAGGAGUCAAGCUACUCUUCUCUAAAAGCAAGGUCUACGUCCAUCCCACCUCCUCCGCCAAAGAUAAUAUCGCUGGAUUCAUCGCCCUGAUUCAACAAAAACCAAACCCCGCAUCACAUGCCUCUCAAGCGCAAUCCAAACACCCUGAUGCACCCUCCUACCUACUUGCGUGGGUCCCAGAAUCCUCCCUGGGAGAGGCAUACGACACAUAUGUGAAGGUUGAUCUCUCUGACGACUCCUCGCCACCGCGCCAAAAGUACCUAGUUCCCCCGCUUCCGACCACCACCACCUACAAAGACCCCAUCGGGCUUUAUGCCUUUGCAAUUCCAUUAUCAGAGAUAUACUCGCUGCUAGUACGACCGCCAAGUCUAGGAUGGUGGUUUGGAAGCUUGGUGAUCAAUACCCGGGCGGGCGACGGCUUCCCGGCACUCUUCUUCCACGAUGACGAGUGCGAGUCAACCAUCUUGCAGAAGAAGAAGAGGGUACGAGAGAACUUUGACCCAUUUGGCAAUGAAGGGAGCUUAUUUUGGGGCGGGGAUGAGGUUCUUCGCUGGCUUCGGAGGUAUGUGGAAGUGGAGCGCUCAUCCGUGGACCGUAACGUCUACCUCGUGAAUCCGUCCCAUGAGGAUCAGCUGUCAUUUGGACGGUCAGCCAGUCAUGGCGAUGCAUCAUUGCCACUAAUGGCUCAACCAGAAGCUGCCGCGGCCGGCCCCAGCCAAGCGGCUGUGCCCGAUGCAAGCAUGGACCCCUUCAUGAAGACUCUCAAGGAGACUCGGUGGAAGGUAUUGGAGCAGCUAAGCAAGAUUACAACAUUUACCCGUCGGACUGCCAAUGAGAUUGCGGAGAACCCUCGAAUCCCACCUCAGAUGCGCCGUCUCAUGAAGAACCCAGAAAUCCAGACACUACAAGACGAGUUCGACAGCGCCAGAGUCUAUCUGGCUCGCUGGGCGAUGAGUGUAGCUGAUCAGAGCGAGAAAGACCGCAAUCAACGCAUAUGGACUGCACAAGAUAUGCUGGAGAUGGAAAAUAGCUCCGUCGGAGACUUUGAGAUCCUCGAGUUGGAGACAGGGAAUCUUGCUCUCCAAGAGCGACGUCGAGUCCUCAAGUUAGAGGAAUGGGAGGGCUUCUUCGAUUCAACAUCAGGAAGACUCCAAGUGACUGCGGAAGAAGUCAAAGAACGGAUCUUCCACGGUGGAUUAGAUCCAAAUGAUGGCGUCAGGAAAGAUGCCUGGCUCUUCCUUCUCGAGGUAUAUCCGUGGGACAGCAGCCGGGAAGAGCGACAGGCUUUGAUGAACUCGAAGCGUGACGAGUAUAUCCGACUUAAAGCCGGCUGGUGGGAGCGGAUGGUCGAAGGUAACUCGACAGUCGAACAGUUUGAUCAUUGGAAAGAACAACGAAAUCGUAUAGAAAAGGAUGUUCACCGAACGGAUCGAACCAUCCCUCUCUUCGCGGGCGAGGACAUCCCUCAUCCUGACCCCGAUUCUCCUUUCGCCGAGACCGGCACCAACGUGCAUCUAGAGCAAAUGAAAGAUAUGCUCUUGACUUACAAUGAAUAUAACCCAGAUCUCGGCUAUGUGCAGGGAAUGAGUGAUCUCUUGGCGCCGAUCUAUGCCGUUAUGCAAGAUGAUGCAGUCGCUUUCUGGGCAUUCGUAGGAUUCAUGGAUCGGAUGGAACACAAUUUCCUCCGCGAUCAAUCCGGAAUGCGUGGUCAGCUCUUGGCUCUGGAUAAUCUCGUCCAGCUCAUGGACCCGCAGCUCUACCUGCAUCUGCAGUCAGCCGAUAGUACCAAUUUCUUUUUCUUCUUCCGCAUGCUCUUGGUCUGGUACAAAAGAGAGUUCGAUUGGUCCGACGUGCUCCGACUCUGGGAGACUCUCUGGACAGACUAUUUCUCCAGCAGCUUCCAUCUGUUCAUUGCGUUGGCAAUACUAGAAAAGCAUCGUGAUGUGAUUAUGGACCAUCUCAAGCACUUUGAUGAGGUUCUCAAGUACAUCAACGAACUUUCCAACACCAUGGAACUGGUUCCCCUUCUUACCCGUGCGGAAUCUCUCUUCCACCGCUUCGAACGCUCUGUUCAGGCGAUCGACAAGAAAGACAACUUCCCCGCUGCCCCGACCGCCCACCAACGCCGGCCCGGAACUCAGGGCUCAGAGGACAAAGGCAAAUCUCCAGGGCCUGCUGGAUCCAGCAGCGGAGUUAGCGCUGGACCCUCGACUCUGCAAAAGGCAGUGAACGCCGAUAAGCCCAAAGUGAUCUCCCCAGAACUCCGAGAACUACUCCGCAAAGAUGUCCCGUGGAAACGAAGUGCCCAAUGA
Messenger RNA from Penicillium nucicola, 2424 nucleotides. RefSeq names its product GTPase-activating protein GYP7. Gene Ontology annotation, molecular function: GTPase activator activity. The record is from RefSeq and is a predicted model, not a curated record. Gene Ontology annotation, biological process: activation of GTPase activity. Lineage: Eukaryota; Fungi; Ascomycota; Eurotiomycetes; Eurotiales; Aspergillaceae. The transcript is spliced from 5 exons. Bases 1 to 2424 code for a protein of 807 amino acids.